Messenger RNA from Stylonychia lemnae, 780 nucleotides. Lineage: Eukaryota; Ciliophora; Spirotrichea; Sporadotrichida; Oxytrichidae. The record is from the annotation of a GenBank genome assembly.
AUGUGGCUCAGUAACUUCAGAAAUGGCUUGAGAAAGGGUCUCCUGAACAGAGAUAAGAAUUUCAUUAGAAGAUGGCCAGUAGAUCCAAAAAUCGUCUUCUUUGGUCCACCAAAUGUCUUCCAAGAGGAAAUAAGUUAAAGAUUUGCUAUUGAUUUGGGUAUACCAAUUAUAAACAUGGACUUGAUCUUGCAAAAUGUAGUUGAAUAGGCUGGUAAGACUGAAGAGUUCUCUCACAGUUUCUUCUUAAGAGUAAGAGAUAUGAUUCUUGCUGGAGACGGCGAUGCUCUUGUUCAAGAAAAGGUGCACACUAAAUUAUUGAGACUUUCAGCUCAAGCUAACAAUGGUUUCGUUUUGACUAACUUCCCAAAUGAUAAGGCUGAAGCUGAGACUUUAGAAGCAUACAAAGGUGGCAUAAAUGCAUUCGUACACAUCUCUCUCCCAGAUGAUAUCCUUGUCGAUAUUGAAGAGAACAAAAUGACUUGCUAGGACUGUGGCAGAAAUUAUUACACUGAGACAAUCCACAAUCAUGAAUACGGUAUUCACAUUGAUCCCUUUGGCCCUUCCAAGGAUGGUACUUGCCACGACUGUGGCUCGGCCAGCAUAACUGAUGGCAGUGAUCCUAUUAGAUUCGAAAAGGAACUUGAGAAUUACAAGGCUAAUAAGGAAGAAUUGCUUAGUUUCUACGAUCAUUAUGGACUAUUGGUUGAUUUCGAAGUUAAAAGAGGAUAUGAUGACUACGAUAAGCUAAAAAAGAAGAUUCAAUACGGAAUCAAGCACUGA